GUUCGACUGCCAAGAGGUUGUUGCUAGCAACCAGACGCCAACCUGACUGUCAAGUUGUUGUUUUCACGCUCUGCAGUCAUUGAUCCUGGGGUCUGUGCAGGUUGAUAGCUGCCAGAGACAUCGGAAGAACUGAGGCAUGGCGAUCCGAAAGGCAGUCAAAGGAACUGCUGUUGUAGCAAGUGGAGGCUUGGUAGCCUUUUAUGGCCUUACACAGCUGACCGAAUACAGAAAAAAACAGGCCCGACUUUCGCACGUGGAGGCGGUUGAACAGGUGAACAUGGCCUUCCAAGACGAGCUCCCGUCCAGGCAAGCCCAGCUAACGGCCUUACGCAACACCCAGGAGUUUGAUGUUCUCGUUGUAGGGGGAGGAGCCACGGGCUCAGGUUGUGCCUUAGACGCCGUGACACGGAAUCUUAAAACUGCCCUGGUGGAGCGAGACGAUUUCUCAUCUGGGACCAGCAGCCGGAGCACCAAGCUCAUUCACGGAGGAGUCCGAUAUCUACAGAAAGCCCUUGUGAAAUUAGAUUACGAACAGUAUAUGAUGGUGAAGGAAGCGCUGCAUGAGCGUUCCAACCUCCUGAAUAUCGCCCCUCAUCUGACUGCACUUUUACCCAUCAUGCUCCCCAUAUACAAGUGGUGGCAGCUUCCCUACUACUGGGCAGGGAUCAAGAUAUAUGACCUGGUGGCUGGAGCCCAGUGCUUGAAGAGCAGCUACAUCCUCACCAAGACCAAGGCUCUGGAGCUCUUUCCUAUGUUGAAGAGAGACAAACUGGUUGGGGCCAUUGUCUACUAUGAUGGACAACACAACGACGCUCGAAUGAACCUCGCCAUCGCCCUCACUGCUGCCAGGUAUGGGGCUGCCAUAGCCAAUUACACUGAAGUGGUGCACCUACUGAAGAGGGUAGAUCCUCAGAUGGGCAAAGAGAUUGUCUGUGGAGCGCGCUGCAGGGACGUGAUCACAGGGCAGGAAUUUGAUGUCAGAGCCAAAUGUGUUAUCAAUGCCACGGGACCUUUUACCGACGCACUGCGGAAAAUGGAUGAUCAGAAGAACCCCAACAUCUGUCAGCCCAGUGCUGGGGUGCACAUCGUCAUCCCGGGCUAUUACAGUCCAGACAACAUGGGGCUCCUGGACCCAGCCACCAGCGACGGACGCGUCAUCUUCUUCCUGCCCUGGGAGAAGAUGACCAUCGCCGGGACCACGGACACGCCCACGGAGAUCACACCGCACCCCAUCCCCAUGGAGGAGGACAUCAACUUCAUCCUCACGGAGGUCCGCAACUACCUCAGCCCCGACGUCGAAGUGAGGAGAGGAGAUGUCUUGGCAGCCUGGAGUGGUAUUCGUCCGCUGGUCACAAACCCCAACUCCAAGGACACUCAGUCAAUCUGCAGGAAUCAUAUUGUCCACAUCAGUGACAGCGGACUGGUCACCAUCGCUGGUGGGAAAUGGACAACAUAUCGCUCCAUGGCGGAGGAUACCCUGGAUGCUGCAGUCAAGGCCCAUAACCUUUCUGCAGGCCCCAGUAAGACAGUGGGCCUGAUGCUAGAGGGAGCUAAAGACUGGACUCCUACCAUGUACAUCCGCCUAGUACAGGACUAUGGCCUGGAGGUGGAGGUGGCCCAACAUCUGGCCUCUUCCUACGGAGGGAGGGCCUACGAGGUCGCCAAAAUGGCCCAUGUCACCGGCAAACGAUGGCCCAUUGUCGGCAAACGCCUCGUAUCUGAAUUCCCCUACAUUGAGAGUGAGGUCCAGUAUGCCAUUAAAGAGUAUGCGUGCACGGCCAUUGAUGUGAUCGCCAGGCGCACGCGGCUGGGCUUCCUGAACGUGCAGGCGGCCGAGGAGGCCCUUCCACGCAUCGUAGACAUCAUGGGAAAGCAGCUGACGUGGAGUGAGCAGAGGAAGAGGGAGGAGCUAUCUGCAGCCAAACAGUUCCUGUAUUAUGAGAUGGGCUACAAGGCUCGCUCAGAGCAGCUGACCGACACCUCCGAGAUCACCCUCACUCCUGCUGAGGUGGGCAGGUAUAUGAAAAGGUUCCACAAGUUUGACAAAGAAAAUAAGGGCUUCAUCACCACCGUGGAUGUUCAGCGAGUAUUAGAGAGUAUCAAUGUCUAUAUAGAUGCAGACACCCUCCAUGAAAUUCUGAAUGAAGUUGACCUCAAUAAAAAUGGACAAGUGGAAUUUAAUGAAUUCUUGCAGCUAAUGAGUGCUGUGAAGAAGGGCCAGGUGUCGGCCAACCGUCUGGCCAUACUGAUGAAGACGGCUGAACAGAGCCUGGACCAGAUAAACCCCCUCGAGCAAAGGGAACCUGUCGACCAGAGGAAGCCUGUGUCGGUGGACCGUAGUGGAGGAGGAGUGUGAGACAUAGCCCCCCUGGCCCUGGUACUUCCUCCGGACGAUCCUCGUCACACAACCCUGGGGCCGUAUGUAUUGCACCUCAAAGUAUGAGUGCCGAUUUAGGAUCAGUUUUGCGUUUUAGAUCACAGUAAAUAAGGUUAUAUGGAUGGCGGGACCUGAUCCUAGAUCAGCGCUCCUACUCAGAGAUGCUUGAUGCAUACGGCCCUGCUCCAGCCUGGUCGCCACAGAUCUAUGUGCAGUAAACAACCCUUCUGACUUGUAUGUUGCCAUGGUCAUGUCAUGUGAUAUCAUAUCAUAUCAUAGAUGUCAUGUAUGGCAUGACAACGGAAGUCACAAGGGUUGGCUAAAGCUCAUAUGGUGUUGUAUACAGACCUGGACAACCCAAAGGUACGAAGCUCAUUAUCUUAUGUCUUCCAUGGGAGCACAUGUUCUAUCACUGCAUCAACACACAUGUAGCCGAUGCCUCGCCUUGAAUCUUACAAACUUGCUUCCAUAUUUAUUGAGAUAUUUAUUGAGAUAUGAAAUGAGUAAUUAUUGGGACACUGUUGUUUAUUUCAAUGUAUUUAUUUCAAUGUAUUUAUUUAUUAUUCAUUUAUACACAUUUCAACAACAAAAAAUUCUUAGCGUAUGAUGUUACUGUUGUUUUUACCAUUGCCCAAGAGCGUACAACUGAAUGUUAAAUACAAUGCAAAGUGAUUUGCAACGUACGUUGACGACCUGAAUUGCACUCUUUAUGGUCUUUUUCAAAAGGGUUUUAUUGUGUACCGUACUCCUGUGCCAUUUUAUACAUUUUAGAUACUGACAAUCUAAAGGGAGGCAUUUUGUACAAAAAGUGUUUGCUGGAUGUUGUGAGUUUUGACCGCACUUUCAGCAAAGUUCUAUGGUCCACAUUAAGUAAUGCAAUUUAACUGUUCUAUUCAAUGCAAGGCUUAAUUGGAAAAUGAUAGCAUUUUUCACUCAUUGCCAUUUACAUCUAUAUUUUAUCCCUUUCAAAUGGACUCUAAAUGCUAGAUAUUUAUUAUAUUAAUUUAGUCGACGUCAAAUGAGAUACAAAUCAACAGUAAGCAUCUUUAAAUAUUCCACAGUAGGUGCAUGUGAUUGGUUCCUGGAAACGUUAUUGUCUUGCAUGAUUUUAUUAUGCUGAAUGGGAUUAAGUGUUGUAUUUGAUGCUGGCUUUUAAUUUCUGUGUCUGUCUGUGCACUUGGUGUUUUUAUGACUAUUAAUUUAUUACUUAUGGUUUGUCUGGUUAGCCACUUGCAUUUCUAGAGUAAUAAGGGAAUGUAUUUAAUGUGCCUUGGUAUCAGAUCCAGUGUGAAUUGAGAGCAUGAAUCAACAGAGCUGAUUAAACCAUACUCUCCCUGGCUUUUAAGCAUGCUUAAUUUCACAGUAACUAUAAAUAAAGCAAUUAUUUUCUCAUGCACACUGUUAAAGUAAAAAUGUAAUGCGUUUGCCCCUAGUACAACAAUUACGUAUGAGGGCCGUUUCAAAGAGUUACAUCUCUAACUAUCAGUUCUUAAUUAAUCCACUUUGAAAGUUGACCAGAGAGCACGAGACCAAAUCACUGAGACCAUGGUUGUUGUUGUUCUUUUAAGUUGUUUUAAUAAAACUCACAUUGUUAGCUAAUUGUUUUUAGAAUACAUUGAUGGGAAAUGUGAGGGUUAAAUGUAGGGAAUUAUAAAACAUAUUUAUGCCGGGCUUAAUCUACAGAUUGUUUCUCACCAGCCAUAGGGAAUUAUAAAACAUAUUUAUGCCGGGCUUAAUCUACAGAUUGUUUCUCACCAGCCAUAGGGGUGUUAUGCAAUUCUAACUCCUCAAAAGGACAACAACAGUGAUAUUCUCAAUACAUAGUACUUGGGAGGGCUUAUCCAUUCUUCUACUGCCAGCUCCAGCACUAGGAUACUUGAUGUAUGAAUUAGAUUUACUCUUUUAUUUGGAUGGUAGGAUGGCCAAUUGUUGUUCUUAUGUAGUUGGGUGAAGUUUUGUUUUCCUUCUGACAAAAGCAAUGGAAUGUAAAUUUAGUUCCUGCAUGAAGCAACUGCUUUCAGCAAUAAGUAUUAAUACAGUACCAGUCAAAAGUUUUAGAACACCUAGUCAUUCAAAGGUUUUUCUUUAUUUUUACUAUUUUCUACAAUCGUAGAAUAAUAGUGAAGACAUCAAAACUAGGAAAUAAUACAUAUGGAAUCAUGUAGUAACCAAAAAAAGUGUUAAAAACUUUUUCGGAAUCGGUGUCCCUUCCACGGGACGGUUGAGCUAAUGUAGGCUAAUGCGAUUAGCAUGAGGUUGUAAGUAACAAGAACAUUUCCCAGGACAUAGACAUAUCUGAUAUUGGCAGAAAGCUUACAUUCUUGUUAAUCUAAGUGCAUUGUCCAAUUUACAGUAGCUAUUACAGUGAAAGAGUACCAUGCUAUUGUUUGAGGAGAGUGCACAAUUUUGAACAUGAAAAGUUAUUAAUAAACAAAUUAUGCACAUUUCGGCAGUCUUGACACAAAAUGUUGAACAGAAAUGCAAUGGUUCAUUGGGUCAGUCUAAAACUUUGCACUUACACUGCUGCCAUCUAGUGGCCAAAAUCUAAAUUGCACCAGGGCUGAAAUAAUACAUUAUGGCCUUUCUCUUGCGUUUCAAAGAUGAUGGUACAAAAAAAAAUACAAAAUACUUUUACCAGAUCUAUUGUGUUAUAUUCUCCUACAUUCCUUUCACAUUUCCACAAACUUCUAAG
This is a messenger RNA of Salmo salar (Atlantic salmon), 5069 nucleotides long. Its product is annotated as glycerol-3-phosphate dehydrogenase, mitochondrial. Gene Ontology annotation, biological process: glycerol-3-phosphate metabolic process. Gene Ontology annotation, molecular function: glycerol-3-phosphate dehydrogenase (quinone) activity; calcium ion binding. Lineage: Eukaryota; Metazoa; Chordata; Actinopteri; Salmoniformes; Salmonidae. Gene Ontology annotation, cellular component: mitochondrion. The record is from RefSeq and is a predicted model, not a curated record.